Molecule: messenger RNA, 1524 nt
Organism: Xenopus tropicalis (tropical clawed frog)
Lineage: Eukaryota; Metazoa; Chordata; Amphibia; Anura; Pipidae
Gene: gnpda1
Product: glucosamine-6-phosphate deaminase 1
Exons: 7
Coding region: 415-1284 (289 amino acids)
Biological process (GO): carbohydrate metabolic process; N-acetylglucosamine metabolic process
Cellular component (GO): cytoplasm
Molecular function (GO): hydrolase activity; glucosamine-6-phosphate deaminase activity
Source: RefSeq, a predicted model, not a curated record
UCAGACUUCAUCCUUAGCCACUUUUCCUUUAAUGUGACUGACUUGGGACAUAUGAGGUUUGGAGGAGGGCUGAGAAUGUACAUACGAGAAGGAAUGAGGCAGACAGGAGGAGGAAUGAUUUGAGGGCAGCAGUGUGAAAGGUAACAUGUGUAUAUAAAGGUCCGCAGACAGAGGGAAGGCUACUCCCAUGAGCAGUCUUCUAGUCACAGAACAGAAAAUGACAACUGUUACAGAUUUCGUGUCAAACUACUGCGCCCCCUGCUGGACGUCAGGAGAUCAGGGCGGGAGGAACGAGCUGAAUCAGCUUUUCGUGCAACCAUGUGACCUAAAGUCAUAUGACUGGCUGAGGAGAGACUGUGGGCUUCUGCCGAGCCAGUGAAGUUUGGAGCGCAGGACUGGCGUUAAUCUGCUAACAUGAAGCUCAUUAUUCUUGAUGAUUAUGACCAAGCCAGCGAGUGGGCAGCUAAGUACAUAAGAAAUCGCAUCAUCCAGUAUAAUCCAACCGCUGAUAAAUACUUUACUUUAGGGCUCCCAACAGGAAGCACCCCACUAGGAUGCUACAAAAAACUAAUAGAGUACCAUAAAAACGGAGAUCUCUCCUUCAAGUAUGUGAAAACAUUCAAUAUGGAUGAGUAUGUGGGCCUUCCCAGGGAGCACCCUGAGAGCUAUCAUUCCUUCAUGUGGAACAACUUCUUUAAGCACAUCGACAUCAGCGCUGAGAAUGCCCACAUCUUGGAUGGAAAUGCCACAGACCUUCAGGCAGAGUGUGACCUGUUUGAAGAAAAGAUUCGGGCUGCUGGUGGGAUUGAGCUGUUUGUUGGAGGUAUUGGUCCUGAUGGCCACAUAGCUUUUAAUGAGCCAGGGUCAAGUCUGGUCUCCAGGACCCGAGUAAAAACAUUGGCCAUGGAUACCAUUCUGGCCAAUGCACGGUUCUUUGACGGCAACCUCUCCAAAGUGCCAACGAUGGCCCUGACUGUAGGUGUGGGGACUGUGAUGGACUCCAAAGAAGUCAUGAUUCUAAUCACUGGAGCCCAUAAAGCAUUUGCUUUGUAUAAGGCAAUUGAGGAAGGUGUAAAUCAUAUGUGGACAGUUUCUGCUUUUCAACAGCACCCAAGCACUGUGUUUGUCUGUGAUGAGGAUGCAACUCUGGAGCUUCGUGUGAAGACGGUCAAAUAUUUCAAAGGUUUGAUGCAUGUUCACAACAAAUUGGUUGAUCCGCUGUACAGCAUGAAGGAGAAAGGGACUAAAUCUGGGCAAACUCAAAGGAAGCCCUACAGCGACUGAACCAGAAAGAGACUUUUGUGCCAGGGAAACCGUGUAAUUCAGACGGGUACAAGAACAACUGGCAGCGACUAGGAUGUUACAAGCCUCUGUACUAACAAAGUGCUGCUUGGGAGUCAUUAACUGCACAUCCGUGUACAGUAGUUUAUAGGAAACACUAUACUCCGUAUAAUCCAGACACUCCAUUGGAAUACUGUGUGCUUGCUACUCUAGGUUUUGUAUUAAAAGGAGUACAACUUGGUA